CAUAGCAUACCCUUUCACAAAGGCCUUCUUAUCCCUCACCACUCCAACAAAGCAAAAGCACAUAUCUCUCUCUAUUAUCUCUAUCUCCAAAACUCUCUCUCUCUCUCGCUUUCUCUCUGCGCCGAAAACCCUAACCCUAGAGAGUUUCGCCAUGAAAGGUGGUAAGGCAAAGGCUGAUACCAGAAGAACUGACAGCAGGCUGAAGAGUAAAGGUGCUGCAGCGGCGGGAAAGAAACAAUCGAAGAAAGCUGCGAAGGAUCCAAACAAGCCAAAGAGGCCUGCUAGUGCUUUCUUCGUUUUCAUGGAGGAGUUUAGGAAGCAGUACGCGAAAGAGCAUCCAAAUAACAAGGCCGUGUCUGCGGUCGGUAAAGCUGGUGGUGAGAAAUGGAAAUCGAUGUCUGAAUCUGACAAAGCUCCCUAUGUGGCUAAGGCAGAGAAGAGGAAGACUGAGUACAAUAAGACCAUGCAGGCUUACAAUAAGAAAUUGGCUGAGGGUGGAAAUGGAAACGAUGAGGAAGAGUCCGACAAGUCCAAGUCUGAAGUGCACGAUGAUGAGGAUGAAGAGGACGAGAGCGGCGAGGAUGAAGAUGAUGAUGAGUAGAUUGACUUGCAUGGAGGGAAGAGAGCCAUUGGUGUAGUAGUUAUUGUUGCUUAGGACUUUGCAUUUCAAAUUUGACUCUCUUUUGUCUUCGAUAAAUAGCUGCCUUUUUAUUUUGCUUUAAUGGUAGGAAGGAAUUAGAAUUAGAGGAAAAAAAAAUGGGGAUUGUUUUCAGGCUCUGCCUGAAUUCCAAUAUGGUUCUGUACCUAAUAUUUUCAAUGCUCAAUCAUUUAGUUUGACAUUUGCCUGA
Molecule: messenger RNA, 848 nt
Organism: Quercus lobata
Lineage: Eukaryota; Viridiplantae; Streptophyta; Magnoliopsida; Fagales; Fagaceae
Gene: HMGB5
Product: high mobility group B5
Exons: 8
Coding region: 152-601 (149 amino acids)
Source: RefSeq, a predicted model, not a curated record